AUUUUGGACGGAGGCGAUUUGAAGUUGUGUUUGGGUUCCGGUUUGCUUUGGUUCGGGACGCGUAGCCGUCCCCGCUUGACCCCCGCGGAAUGCUUGGCGAGCGAGUAGCCGAUUUGUUUUGAGAUGCUUCAUGCUGCGUAUAAGUCAAGAUACUUUGAAAAUCAAGAUGUCUCAGUAGCUGAGCCCUCUUCUAAAAGGAUGAAAUCUACAGAAGAGCCGUAUGGUAAAUCCUAUGAUGAAUUACAAAGACUUCAUGAGGAAAUACAUAUAAAAAAAACCCAUUCUGGCUUUAUUCCAUUGUCGCUAUCUGAUGAUAAUGGUGAAGAGGAGGAGAAGAAAAGAGGGAGAGAGAGAAAUGCAGAAGCAUUAAACUCAUUUAACCAACUACCUCCUGGGCAAAUACCAAGUUCAACAAAUCUUUCACAUUUAGUAAACAAAACUAAAAUUAAAGGAAAUGAAUAUUCUUUUGUUACUGACAACAGCAAAGUAGCUCAAAAUGGAGAUAACAACAAUUUCAUUAGUGAACAUAAAAAUAAAGGGAAAAUGGAACUGUACAGCACAAGCAAGGCAUUUAUUGGACCCAUUUAUAAAAGUGAAAGUAAUUGUGAACAAAGGCAAAGGUAUAUUGAAAACAACUGCCCAAAGAGAUCAAAUACUAUUACUGGUAGAAAGUCUCAGAAAGAAAUAGUGCAAGCUAUCUCCUGUGAUACGCCAAAAAUAGAAGAUGAAUUGUCACAAUUCUACAAGGAGAUUGAUCAGCUUGAAAGUAAUGAAUAUUGUCCAGAUACUUAUUUACAGGAGACAGAAGCAAAUUUAUCUUAUCCACGUCUGGACUGUAGUAAAUCAAAUCAAGUAAUGCAUGUAAAAUCUCAAGAAUGGUCUCAUAAGAGUAAUGAGGAACAAUAUUUUUAUAAUGAAUCAAAUUGCUAUAGAACUGGCAAAGACAUUUGUGACCCAGAUGGUCACAGAACUGGCAUGGAACAAAGUGAACAUGGAAGAGAUGCAUGGGAAACCGAACAACCAUGUAAUAAACAAAAUUUUAGAUUCUGUAAUGAUUUUGUACCUCAGUUUAGGGAUAGUGGUCCACAGACCCAUCCAUUUGUAAUACCUUACAAUCCACCACAUCCAUUUACUGCUCACUUCAAUUUUCAAAAAACUAAUUCUUUAUCACUUUGUUCAGAUAGCUUCAAUUCUUCAAAUACAGAAUUUAAAGAAAAUAACAUGAACACUUCAGAAUGUGGUCAAAGUAAUCCAUACAGUAAUCACUCUAAUAUUCAUAGUAUGCAUACAAUCAGAAAUGAAUGUAGUGUACCCGAUGGAUAUAUCUUUAAUGGUUUCUGUGAAACUCAAGCAAAUUGGAAAAACAGUAAAGCUCACAAUUUUGAUGAGUCAAAUAAUGUUCUCCAACAGCAUCCUCAGGACAAAUUAUAUGAGUUUAAAAAGCGGCUUUUAAUAUUAAGAGGACUUCCAGGCUCUGGAAAGACAACCUUAUCUCAUAUUCUCCUUGGUCAGAGUUGUAAUGGCAUUGUAUUCAGUACUGAUGAUUACUUCCAUCAGAUCAAUGGAUGUUGGGGCUAUAAUGUUUCUCAGCUUGGUGCUGCUCAUGAGUGGAAUCAAAAUCGAGCAAAAGAAGCAAUGGAUUUAGGAAGAUCCCCAAUUAUUAUAGACAACACAAAUACACAAGCCUGGGAAAUGAAGCCUUAUGUGAAAGCGGCUCUAGAAAAAGGCUACCAUGUGGAAUUCCAUGAACCAGAUACAUGGUGGAAGUUUAAUCCUGAAGAACUAGAAAAGAGGAAUAAACAUGGGGUCAAUCGUGAGAAGAUUGUGCAAAUGCUGGAAAGAUAUGAAUAUCAAAUCUCAAUGCCCAUUGUCAUGAAUUCAGUGCUUCCUUUUCAUAAAACUUCAGAAAGACCAUAUUUACAAAGAAGACAGAGGGAACUGGUUGUAAAGAGGAAACACAGAUUACACAAGAUAAAACAAAAAAAGAAACGAAGGAAGAACAGAAAAAUAAAAAAUGCUGUUAUUACAUCAGUGGACAUAAAAUCAGAUGGACACUUAAUUCCAAGUGAUGGGGAUUCAUCACAAAGUGAGCAAGAAAAUUCAGAAGACAAUGAACAAACAGAAUUAGUGUCUGGCCAUCCAGAUGAAGCUAAAAUUGAUAGUGAGAAUGGCUCAAUGAAAUAUAAUCACUUACAACUUUCUGAAUUGCAAAAAAAGGAAUUCCUUGAUUCUGUUGUGGUAAAUUCAGUGUCUUUAAAGAAGUCACUUAAAGCAGAUAUUACUGAAGAUGCGUCACUAUCAAUUACUCUAAAUGAAAAUAUAGCUGGCCAAUUAUCCAAUUGUCAUUUAUCAAAUGGGAUCAAAAGCAUGUCACUUGCAGAAAGUGACAGUAAAACUUUAGAUCAUAAUAAAAAUUCAUUUCAACAAUCAGAUCGAAAUGAUGCAAGAAAAAAUAUUGUAUUGACUGAUAAAGAAAACAAAAAUACAUCUGCUGAAAACUUGAUCCAAGGAAACCAAAUGUUAAGCAAUGAAGAGGAAACAACUCUUCCACAUCCACAUGGAACGUCAAAAAGUAAUGAAAUGAAUUCCUGGGCUUUCUUUUCCUUUGAUUUGGUUGAUGAACAAUUUCAGACAAAGACAGAGAAAAAUGAAUCCUGUUUGACUUGGCCUGAGGAUGUAUCUAAAAUGUUUCAGCAAAGACCAAAAAAGGUCAAAAGGCCUAAGAAGAUGCUUUCAGAUACAAUAACAGAAAUAACCAAUCAUAAUUCUAGCAAAGAAUUAGUGAAAGAAAACACUAGAAGACGACUGCAUGAAAAUAACGAUACAACAAAUAGCUCUUUGUCAUUAUUGCUGAUGGAAAAUAAGCUAUAUGAGAAUGAUAGUGAAUUUGUGAGAGAAAGUGGAAAGGAAGCCAGUUUCACAACGGAUGAAUGUAUAUUAGCUUUACCAAAGAAAAAAGAGAAAUAUAAAAGAAUCUUCAAAUUGGCCCCAAACUUUGAUUUACCACGGCAUAUUCUUCCUAAAAAUAAUCAGAAAGUGCUAAACAAUAUAGAUACAGUAACAGAGAAAGAAGACAUUUCAAAUGAAAAAAUGAUAAGAAAGAACAAACAAUGCUGUGAACUUCAAGCAGCCAAUUACAAUGCAGUAGCUGAAUUUUCUGAUUUUGAUGUGGAAGUUCCCUUACACAAUGGUUCCAAUCAACUUGCAGACGAAUCUGUGAAUAUUUUAACAAAAGACUCUGAUAUUGCAAUUCAUGAAUGUACUUCUGAUUCCUGUAAAGCUCCCUCAUCAAGUGAACAAGAAUUGUUUUCAUGUGAUGAAACAAUAGAAAUUAAAGAAAAUAAAAAGAUCUAUCCAGAUAUUUCAACUACUCAGCCAGAUAUUUUGCAUUCAGUUAAAUUAAUUACUGAAUGCCUUACAAACACUAUGGCUGAACCUUUUGAAAAUAUGGAAGUGAUUAAUGAAAGUGAACAAAAAAUAAAUUCUCAAAUCAAAGAUGUUCAAGAUUCCCCAUAUACAAAAUCCAGAAAUUUGGAGCUUCCUUUAUCACUAAGAGUUGUACUUCAACUAGUAGAACUUUUCGGUUCUCCAGGAGUUCCAUUAGAUAUUUUAUUGCCAGAUGAUUAUGUAGUUCCUCUUCACUGGGAAAUAUCAAAGGAGAUCUAUCUACAGUGGAAGACAUCUGUGGAGAAGAAACAGGAAAAUAACCAAUUGAAAGAAAGUUCCUUGCUUGUUGCUGUAGCUGGUGUCCAGGGUUCAAAUAAGGAUAGUCAAGAAAGAAAAUCUUCAGAUAUAAACCCAGAAAUACCUUUGGAAAAACCAUCAUUGCUCUGAAAAGUUGUUUGAAGCUACAUAAUCCAAGCAAUAAUGCUAGCCUCUCUGAAAUUUUAUUUAAAAACAAUCAACCUUUUUUGCAGAAAGGUAAUUUCUUCCUAUGGUUUGAUUCUGAGGGCUCAAUGCUUUGAACCAUUCUGAAUAUGGAAUUCAUAGACUGGACUCCCAUAGAGUGAAUAUGGUUGCUUCUGGUUUUGCUGUAGUCUCAUUGAGGUGAACUUUGCAUUAUAAAAGAAAUGUCAGGGGAUGAAGAAAAAAAAGAAAAGGAAAGAAAUGGUUUGUUUUAGAAUAUUCCCAAGAGUAAAAAGUGGCUUUACCAAGAGAAGAUCAAUAUUAUUACUGUGGCAGUAGUAAUAUAUUUUUUAAAAGCCAUAAUUGCUGAAGAUGUGUGUUAUUUAAUAUUGUUGACUACCCAUAGUUGAGUGUGAAAAUCUUCUAGCAUCUUACCACUCUGUUUUAAAUUGUAAGUUCUUGCAUUACUUUAAAAGUGUCUUAUUAACACUAUAUCAAUAUUUUUAUUUAUGAUCAGAGCAUAACAUUUGGCUACAAGCUAUGCUAUUCUGUGUAAAGCAGAUGCAAAAUAUCGAAUUAUCCAGAACGAAAGGUUAUUUAACAAAACUACCAUUAUAAUAAUGUGGAGAAAUGAAUUAACUGCUAAGUAAAAAAAAUAGCUAAAUUUUGUGUGCAACUGAAACAUAAUAUUAUACCUAAGCCCCAGUAAAAUAUGAAUUUUAUUUAAUUGCAACUGUUAAUACCAGCAUAUGAAUUAUAGUUUGAGUGGAUGAGAAAGUUGUAAAAUUUUAAUACUUGGGUUUGAUCUUUCACUAGAUGAUGAUGGUUAUUAUUAUUAUAUUACAGAAUGUGCUUGCUUUUUGGCUUUCCCUUGGGUGGAUUAACAACCAUCUAGAAUAAAAGUAAACCACAAGAAUCAGCAAAAGUACAAAGCAUCAAACUUUUUGAAUCCCUAUCAGUGUCACCUGCUGCUUUUGAAUUUCAUUUACAAAUAAAACUGUGAAGCAUGAUUGUCAUUGUU
Molecule: messenger RNA, 4867 nt
Organism: Thamnophis sirtalis
Lineage: Eukaryota; Metazoa; Chordata; Lepidosauria; Squamata; Natricidae
Product: NEDD4 binding protein 2 like 2
Biological process (GO): negative regulation of transcription by RNA polymerase II
Cellular component (GO): nucleus
Molecular function (GO): transcription corepressor activity
Source: RefSeq, a predicted model, not a curated record